AGAGUGCGCAUGCGUGCCGACGUUUCCAGCCCCGGAUGGGAGGAGGGGAUGGAAGUGAAGCUGGGCCCCACGGCUCGGGAAGCUCCUUCCCGCUCUUCUCUCCUCCAACGGCGUCCCAGCGCCCACUGGGAGGUGCAGGUCCGAGGGCUACAAGGUAGCUCAGGAGGCUUAACUGAGACGGGAGGGCUCCGGAGCCCCACCCCCGGGGAGGGACCGCCCUGCAGGUUCCCCUAAUCCUCCGAGGUCCCCAAUUCUAUGCCAGAGAUGCGAUUUAGCGACACAGCGUCAGUAGGCUGAGACUAAAGACAUGGUCUCCACCCCUGUCUCCAUGAACUUGUUAACCACUGGCGCCAUCCUCGCCCCUUGCCCUGCUGCCCCUUGGUUCCUCUGCUGGCAAGAUGCUGGAUGGAAGCGUGAAGUCCGAGGCCAGGGUCUCAGAACCUAGUACCACUUGUCAGGACCCGGAGACCAAAGUCCCCAACCAGGACCUGCCGAACCAGGACCUGCCGAGGCCCAGCCAGCCCGCUGCUUCUGGGAGCGUGCCCUCCCGGCCCCGCCGGCGGCCCCCUCCCCAGCGCCCGCACCGCUGCCCGGACUGCCCCAAGGCCUUCUCUUACCCAUCCAAGCUGGCCACGCACCGGCUAGCGCACGGCGGCACCCGCCCGCACCCGUGUCCCGAUUGCCCCAAAGCCUUCUCCUACCCGUCCAAGCUGGCUGCGCACCGCCUCACGCACAGCGGAGCUCGCCCGCACUCCUGCCCGCACUGCCCCAAGGCCUUCGGCCACCGCUCCAAGCUGGCGGCGCAUCUCUGGACCCACGCGCCCGCCCGUCCUUACCCGUGCCCCGAUUGCCCCAAGUCCUUCUGCUACCCGUCCAAGUUGGCGGCCCACCGCCACACGCACCACGCCACCGACGCCCGCCCCUACCCUUGCCCGCACUGCCCCAAAGCGUUCUCCUUUCCCUCCAAACUGGCGGCCCAUCGCCUGUGCCACGACCCCCCAACUGCUCCCAGCAGCCAGGCUACUGGCCGCCACCGAUGCUCCAGCUGCAACCAGGCCUUUGGCCAGAGACGCCUCCUGCUGGUUCACCAACGCAGCCACCACCAACAGGAGGGCCAGGGAGAGAGGGAGUGAGCUCACCUGCCCACUCUGCCUCUAUCACCUGCCAAUAAAGACCUGGACUUUCUAAG
Molecule: messenger RNA, 1189 nt
Organism: Mastomys coucha (southern multimammate mouse)
Lineage: Eukaryota; Metazoa; Chordata; Mammalia; Rodentia; Muridae
Gene: Znf575
Product: zinc finger protein 575
Exons: 4
Coding region: 399-1133 (244 amino acids)
Biological process (GO): regulation of transcription by RNA polymerase II
Molecular function (GO): RNA polymerase II cis-regulatory region sequence-specific DNA binding; DNA-binding transcription factor activity, RNA polymerase II-specific
Source: RefSeq, a predicted model, not a curated record